Molecule: messenger RNA, 3627 nt
Organism: Acanthopagrus latus (yellowfin seabream)
Lineage: Eukaryota; Metazoa; Chordata; Actinopteri; Spariformes; Sparidae
Gene: homer2
Product: homer scaffold protein 2
Exons: 9
Coding region: 571-1644 (357 amino acids)
Biological process (GO): regulation of store-operated calcium entry; G protein-coupled glutamate receptor signaling pathway
Cellular component (GO): postsynaptic density; cytoplasm; dendrite
Molecular function (GO): G protein-coupled glutamate receptor binding
Source: RefSeq, a predicted model, not a curated record
AGGCAGACAGGCAGGCAGGCAGCAGGAGUGUGAGCAGGUGGAAGCCGCUCAGUGUCGCUGCUGCUGCUGCCCUCCGACGAAACACAAUCCCGUUGGGAGGAAGAAACUCUGCGCAGCGAGCACAAAACGCAAAACAUUAACUUCAAAUCACCAGCAGCGCCGAUUGUUUGGAGACGCGGCUUCCGAGGUGCGGAUUUAAUCUAGACGUCAGACAAACAAGCGAAGAAGAAGAGGAGGAGGUGGGGAGAAAACUUCCUGAAUUGACCGAGACUGGGAGUCCUGACAACCCGGUGAAUCGAGUUUUACGAAGAAGCGCUCUCAUAUUUCAGUUGUCUGUCAGCGGCAGCAGCAGCAGCAGUGAGGAGGAGGAGGAGGACUGGUUCGAGGCUGUGCGCACCGAGAAUGAACUCUUUGGACCGCUAAUCAUCUGUGGACUUUGACUGCGCCUUUUUUAAACAAACAAACAAUAAUAUUAAUUUCCCUCCCAGGCUUCAGUCAACAGAGCCUGAAUUUUUUUAUUUUUUUUUAUUUUUUUAUUUAAAGAAGGAGUUGUUCCUCAAGUCAGCGGCGAUGGGGGAGCAGCCGAUCUACACCACCCGGGCCCACGUCUUCCAGAUCGACCCGACCACCAAGAAGAACUGGGUCCCUGCCAGCAAACAGGCCGUCACCGUCUCCUAUUUUUACGACAGCACGCGCAACAGCUACCGCAUCAUCAGCGUGGAUGGAACCAAGGUGAUCAUCAACAGCACCAUCACACCCAACAUGACGUUCACCAAGACGUCGCAGAAGUUCGGUCAGUGGGCCGACAGCAGGGCCAACACCGUGUUCGGACUGGGCUUCUCUUCGGAGCAGCAGCUGGCCAAGUUCGCUGAGAAGUUCCAGGAGGUAAAAGACGCAGCCAAGCUGGCGAGGGACAAAUCUCAAGAGAAGGUGGAGACGUUGAGUAAUCACUCGCAGGACCAGACUGAGUCCGGACGGGAGACGCCCUCCACCAACCAGGCGUCCAGCAUUAAUGGAACGGACGAUGAGAAGAUCUCUCACGUCAGUCCGGAAGCUGCCGUGCUGAAGAGCGAGAACGACCGUCUGAAGAGCGCAGUGGAGCUGAGCAACACCAACGCCAAGAAGUGGGAAACAGAGCUGCAGACUUUAAGAGAAAAUAACGCCCGGCUGGUGGACGCACUGCAGGAGUCCUCAGCUAAUGUCGAGAGCUGGAAGAAGCAACUUAGUGCCUGCAAGGAGGAGAGUGACACGCUCAGGGAAAAGAUCGUGGAGCUGGAAGCUCAGUGUAAAGAAGCCGAUCAGGAGAAGCAGAAAAACGCCCAGCUGAGUGUGAAAGUUCAGGAGCUGGAGGCCGAGCUGCGGGACAAAGAGCAGGAGCUGGAGAACCUGAGGAAGCAGGCGGAGAUAAUCCCUCAGCUCAUGGCCGAGUGCGAGAGCAUCACCAAUAAACUGCAGGCUGCAGAGGCGAAGAACGGCGAGCUGGAGGGGAGGAUAGGAAGUCUGCAGGUCGACAUAGACGACAGUCGACAAAAGCAGGGCAACAUGAAGGGCGAGCUGAAGAAGUUCAUGGAUAUUCUGGAUGGAAAGAUAGACGAGCUGCAUGAGUUCAGGCAGGGCCUCUCCAAGCUGGGCGUUGAUAACUGAGCGAGAGGCGGCACUGAGUCGAAAGGGUCAGAGGUCAGGUACGAAGGAUUCACUACAGUAUGUCUUCAGGGCAGAAACUAUGUGGCACCUCCUCCCCCAGAGGUGACGUCCACUCAGAAACUAUCAGCUUUGGCUUGUAAUAAACACUACCACGUGAGAAAGAGAUUUGUAUUUGGAGAGGGAGAGCGAGCCUGGCAGGAGGGAGGCCAGCGCUCCACCAAAACGGCUCCAUUUUGUACGCUGGCAUUUUGAGUCAUACUCUGAGCUUACUUACCCGUUUCUGUGGGAGGGGGGGCGGCUUUAAAAAGCUGGUGGUGGGUUCUUAGAUUCUGUCCAUCUGUCUUUUUUUUCUGAAGGCUGCGGCGCUUCUUCACAGGCAGUCUUGAGUUUAGAGUAGAAGAGGGGACUCAAAAGGGCUAAAAUGAAUAACACACACAGACGAUGCUGCUCAGCGUCACUCGAGUAAUAAUUGGUGUUAAUCCUUGUGGCCCCCUCAGAGAAUUAGACAUGAGACCUUUUCUCCAGACUGUCCUCGCUGUUGCCUCUCGUCUAUCUCAGGUGUGUUAGAAGACAGUUUGUACAGAUUAUAUGCACAUGUACGACACGCGGCCGCGACACAAAGUGCCUCCAGGUGAGUCGAAAUCCACCUGGCAAGGAGAACUGGCCGAGUGAUGACCAUCACCAUAAUAACAACUCUCUGUGAGAAACAUCCUCACUGAUGAAACGAGAGACAAACGUAGACAUCCUGAGGACGUUAAAGGGGAAGUCCAGUAUUUUAAAACCUUAGUUUAGUAUUUUAAGAAACUCUGGUGUGGAAAUGAUUCACACUCACCGAAAGCUUUAGAGCGGGUCGGGUGGAUAAAAUAAACAGAACUUUGGAACCAACGAACAAUUUAAAAUCAUUUAUUCAUGAUCAAAAUAACGUUUUUAAGCAAAAGAGAUACUUUUCUACAAGUUCUGUCGACGUAUUAUCUUCAAAAACUGUUAUUAAUGACCUUUUGAUGAUGAUUUCAGACACCUAUGGAUCAUUUUCACACCGAAACGUGUAAAAAAAUAGGGUUUAAAAAUACCAGAAUUCCCCUUUAACGUGAUUAAAGGACAGGACAGGUGUUUGCACAAAAAUAACUCCUGAGAGCAGGUUCAUCACCGCUCAGUGUAUUUUCUAUAAGAAACAUCCAAUAAUAAUAAUAAUAAUAAUAAUAAUAAUAAUAAUAAUAAUAAUAAUAAUAAUAAUAAUAAUAAUAAUAAUAAUAAUAAUAAUAGGAACUCCAUUUAGCCAUGAGUGUAGUGUCGUGUUGAAGGGUUUUGUGUGUGCAAUAGUAUCGUCGUCCAUGUGCAGAACAACGACGUGCGUCUCCGAGGCCGGCGAUGUGCUUCCGACACACUGGUUUUUGUUAUGGUGGUGGUUAUUGUUGGGUGAGGGGCGACUGAAAGUGUACUUCACUGUCAACAUUUAGACGGAAUGGGCCUUUUUCACAGCCAAACCCCCGUCAGAGUCUUUGGUUUUUUUGUUGUUUUUUUUUUUUUGUUUGACAUAUUUAUUUAUUUUUGGUGCCUCUCUGCAACUUGUGUUUUUUUUUUUUUUUUGUUUUUUUUUCUCAAACAUAGAACAAGUAAACUCAACCGUGAACCUGCUGUCUCUGUAGAUGUACACUAAUAUAUACAAUACACCAAAUUUGUUCAGAGGUUGUUUUUUUUGUUUGUUUGCUGGAUGAAACACGAGCGGCUCAUGUUGUGGUGGCAUAUUUUCUGGGUAAUAUUACGAUGUUAUGAGUUUAUAUUUUUUCAUUCUGUUCUGAAGACGAAAGGUUUCUAUGAAGGGACUUGUUUUUGCUUCUCCCUCUCUGUUUUAAGGCCCCUGAACCCGGAUAACACAACGUAUGAUCCUUCCUUUUUGAACCAACGCCUCUUGUGCACUUUUGUGACUCCUGUUCAAUAUUGUACAAAUAGAACUGACAAUUGUUAAAAUUUAGUUUAAUUACA